This is a messenger RNA of Amphiprion ocellaris (clown anemonefish), 8036 nucleotides long. It is a transcript of the gene tgfbr3, whose product is annotated as transforming growth factor, beta receptor III. The transcript is spliced from 17 exons. The coding region runs from base 308 to 2839 and encodes 843 amino acids. Lineage: Eukaryota; Metazoa; Chordata; Actinopteri; Pomacentridae. The record is from RefSeq and is a predicted model, not a curated record.
AGUAAACUGGCUGAAACUCGGAGCCUGUGGGGCUGUUUAUACACGCUUUGGAAGAGAUAUAACCCACUCUGUUGUUUCGUGUCUGAAAACAAAGUGUCGUUGUGAAUUUUCAGCCGGGACCAGAGCCGCUUUGACUUCCACCGGAAUUCAACUUCUACCAAGUUUACUUGGGCAUUUUCUGAAGACUCUGCAGGCUGGAGCUUGAAGGUGACUUCCUGUCGACAGAGGGGGAGAAACCUUUGUGAAAAGCAGGAGAAAGUUUCCGGUUCAUCCACUUGCAUCAUACUGGAAGCUGCGGGACAAUAAAAUGGCGAGAAGAUCCCACAUUCCCUUGUUACUUCUUGCAAUAUGUUGCCUUGCAGCUGCAGGGCCUUUGUUUCGGAGCCCCUGUGAGCUGCUGCCGGUGGGGACGGGACACCCGGUGCAGGCCAUCUUGAAGAGCUUCACCGCCUUGUCGGGAUGCGCAAGCAGAGGCACCAGCAACCUGCCCCAGGAAGUCCACAUCAUCAACCUGAGAGGACAGGCUCCAGGGGGCCCAGGCAACACUCCAGCCAAGGUUGAUCUCCAUCUGAAGCCCAUCCAGUCCAUGCUGCACCACCAGAAGCCGCUGGUCUUUGUGCUCAACUCCCCUCAACCGCUGAUCUGGAAUGUCACGGCGGAGAACCUGGCGCUGCACAUCAAACAUAUCUUUCAUGUAUCCGAGGGCUCCGAGGUCUCCGAGCCGGGAAACUUCUCCCUCUUCACCCAGAUCCAGGAGACCCUUCCCCACGGCAACGAGCACCUCCUCAACUGGGCCCAGAAGAAGUACAGGGCAGUCACCUCUUUCUCUGAACUCAGGAUGACUCAAGCAAUCUACAUCAAAGUUGGAGAAGACCCAGUGUUUUCUGACACCUGCAAGAUCGAUACCAAGUUCCUGUCUUUGAACUACCUGGGCAGCUACGAGGAACCACAGACCUCAAAGGGUUGCGUCCUGUCUGUGCCUAACAAAGACCGAGAAGUCCACAUCAUUGAGCUCCAAGCCCCCAACUCCAGCAGUGCUCUCCAGGUGGAUGUCAAAGUAGAGCUGAGGCCUCUGAAGGACGAUGCCGCGGUGUUUCGUGACGUCGUCUUGAUCCUCAAAUGUGCCAAGUCCGUCAACUGGGUCAUCAAAGUCCACAAUGUGAUCGGAAAGCUGGAUGUUGUGGCUUCUGAUACUGUGAGUGUGACCUCACAGAUGACAGUGUCAAAAUCCCCCAAACAGCACCUACCAUCAGGGCCACAAGCCUUGAUCAAGUGGGCACAGGGGCAUAACUACAGUCCAGUUACAUCCUACACCAGUACUCCUGUGGCCAACCACUUCAACAUCCGUCUUAGAGAGCCAGAUGUGGUGGAUCCUCUGGAGAGCAAAAUGCCUCCUGAGCUCUCCAUCUUUCGCAAUUCUGGUCCUCAUCCUGGAGCUGGAACUGCUAUGCGACACUCCGGUCUUCCCUUUCCAUUCCCUCCACCUUUGGCCGACGACCUGCCCUACCUGUCGCUGCCCUCCGACUUUGGCGAGCAGCCCUGGGAUAAUGGAGAACCUGAGGAGCAGCAGGGCGUUCUGAGUGUCGGCCUCAGUGUGCAGUGUGAGGACAAUAGGAUGGUGAUCAGCAUCGACAAAGAGAGUCUGCAAGCAAACGGGAUCACUCAUGCCAACCUCACGCUGCAGGACCCAAAAUGCAAAGCAACAGUCAAUGCCACCCACUACACACUGGAAACUCCUCUGACUGGCUGUCAGACCGCCGUUUAUCCCCUGCCAGAUAGUCCAAUGGCCCUCCACAUUAACUCUGUCGUGAUCAGUCAUGCCGAGACUAAGAACGGGAGUGGCGGGCCGCUGGAUUAUGCGGAUCUGGAAUCUGUAGACGUGGUAUCCAGAAGGGACCCGGUGGAUUUAGAGAGAACAUUUACAGAACAAAGACAGCAGCCAUCCAUCGUAAGGUUCAAUUGCACAUACAGAAAGAACCAGGAACCCUUAGACACUCUUCCCAAGUUUGUGCCGGGACCAUCCAGGCAGCCGGUCGACAACAUUACGUUUACCAUGGAGCUGUACAGCAUGCCGCCAUUCAUGAAUCCUUCACGCCAGGCCUUCUUCACCGUUUCACAAAAUCAGCAAGUGUUUGUGGAGGUCACUUCUACUGCAUCAGAUCCAGAGCUAGGGUUCACCAUCUUAUCGUGCUUCAUUUCUCGCAACUCCAGCCCCACUGUUUCAUCAGACUACAAGCUUAUCCACACAGUUUGCCCCACAGAUGACUCCGUCAGAAUCUAUCCUCAGUGGGACUUCCCCGUCCCUCACGCAAAGAUGGAUACGAAAAGUUUCAGCUUCACCUUCGACUCAAAGCUCAACAUGUCCUUUGUCUUCCUGCACUGCGAGAUGUCUCUGUGCUCAAAGAGACCUCAGGGGAAUCAACGUCUACCAUUGUGCUUAAAACCUGGUGCGGCAUGUGAUUCUCUCUCUCUGGACAACAUCAUGGCGAUGGCGUCAAACACCAAGAUCUCUACCAAACCGAUGGCGGUGGUGGAUGGGUCAGGUCCACCAUACCCGACAGAUUAUCCUACACACGAAGAUCCAGUAACUCCAGUGGUUCCUCCAAAUGAAAAAACUCUGUACGUGCUGGACACUCCAACGGUGGUGGGGAUCGCUUUCGCAGCCUUUGUGAUUGGGGCUCUGUUGACCGGAGCCCUGUGGUUCAUCUACUCUCACACAGGUGAGACAGCUGGCACACAGCCGGUCCAGAAGUCCCAGCCGGCCUCAGAGAACAGCAGCGCAGCCCACAGUAUCGGCAGCACGCAAAGCACACCGUGCUCCAGCAGCAGCACGGCGUAGCCCAGGACGCCACCCAGCAGGCCACACGGUCCUGCAGCAGUACAGGAAGGGCUCGACGGCUCCCAAACAUCGGUUGGUUGAUCGCCUUCCAUGAAAGGAAGUAUUCUGUUAGAAGGAAAAAAAAGUAUGAUUUAUGAAAACACCCUCAGUCCUUGUGUAAAACUGGUUCCACUUCAAGUGUGCGCAGACCGAGCUGUCCUAGUGUUAUUUGUGUGUAAUAAUUCUGAGACUCAGCUCGGCCUCCUCGUUUUUUCUAAAAAAAAAGACACACACACGAAGCAAAUGUGAGUUUAUUCCAGGCAUUUUUAAAAAAAAAUCCAAAUGCAGCUUUUUUUUCCUGACCACAACACAGCCUUUUGUUUUGACCCUAAAUGGUUAGAUUGAGGCUGUUUGUAAGAAGCAGGUGGACUUCAAGAGUGAGCAACAAGGCUGCAGUGAUGUCAGUAUUAGUUAAGUGUGAUGUUGAUGGCUGGACCGUUACUUUUUAACAUGCAAACCCUGAACGUGGCAAGGGAGCAAAGCAACCACUAUUACCAUGCAGGAAAAUGUGCAGUAAGUCAUUAUCUUGAUGCAGAGAUUAUGGUUUUUAAAAGACAGUGUAGGUAUUGAAUGUAUACAGAAGAGCAAAUGCCAAAAAAUGUGAACGAUAAAUGUGAAAGACAUGCUGAUAAAAUUCCACAUUUUAUAAUCAUUUCCUUUAUAAUGAGUUCAUACACACAGGUUUUAAAGUAUAUAGAUAUAGCAAUAUGUUUGAGUAGAUCUUCACAGGGGCAUUAUGGGUUCCCUUUUACCAGCUGUUGUUAAAGCAAGAGUUCAACAUUUGAGGAAAUAUACUUAUUUGCUUGUCAUCCAAAGGUUAAAUGAGAAGAUCUGAUACCUCAUGUCUGUUAGUUAAUGAACUUUAGAUGUGGCCGUGGGUCAUGGACAAAACCACAGUAUAAAAUGAUGGAUGUAGUGACUGUGACAUUACCUGGUAGUUUAUGGACUGUUUUGAAGCUUCUAGUUUAGCCAACCAUCUUGUUUUUUUAACACGGUCAGGGCAAGUGAGAGAUGAAUCUGACUGACAAUUCAAAGACAUGCCAUACUGUAGGGACUUGUCAAUGAAAAGGCAGCAAUCCUCUAAAACAUUCCCUGCUUUAUCUUCAAUUUUCCUCUAAAUGAGACCAUAAUUUACCAAAUAAUAAUCAAGCUUUAUUGAAGCACACUUGAAACUAGUGAUUGAGACCGUAAACUCAGUAAAAUGUUUGCUGAGGUAAAAGAUCAAGUAAGAAGCAGAGUCAUUUCUCAUAAACUUCCAUACAAUCAGGCUUCUAUUUGCAACCAGAGAAGUCGCCUCCUGCUGGCUAUUAGAAAAAAUGCAGGUUUAAGGAGCUUGGAGCAUUGACUUCAUAUUUCAAAGCCGGAGGUUACAUCCAUCUUUUAUCUACAGUCUGUGAGCUGGAGGUAAUUAGCCUAGCUUAGCAUGAAAACUGGAAACUCUGUCCGAAGAUCAAAAAUGCACCUUCCAACAUCAGCUUUUGGAUACAGCCGUGCUAGGUUUUUUACAUGCUGUUCGUUCAUGCUAAGCUAGGCUCACCACCUACCUCCUGUCACUGUCCAAAGCUCAAUCACUUUUUAAAAUAAGAGCAUGUUAUAUUCAAGCAGCAAACUCUGGGGCUGAAAAAUUAAGUAAUCUUGGAAGUACUAAAAAAAAGGGGAGUUUUGUGCCCCUGAACAUCUCAAGGCAAAGUUAUGCAAAGCUAGGCUAAUCACCGCCCAUCUCCAGCAACUUGUAUAGACAUGAGAGUGGUACUGAUCUUCUCAGGUAACCUUAGGAGAGAAAGUGAACAAAAACAUUUCUCACAUAGAUCAGAGUGAUUAUGUUCAUUUUGUCAUUUUCUUAGAUUAGCAUUUCUUUUUUGCUGACAAGAUAGUAAGCAUUUCUCAUAAUGCUGAACUAUUCUUUCAAGAAUUGUAUAAUUUUGUGAAUAUUGUAAAUACUCAAAACUAUUACGAGGCAGCGUGCAUGUAGAUUCUGUUCUUCUUUUGGAGUUGACAAAAAUAACAAUUUGAGGUCCGUUAAUGCCUUUCUCUCAUUUUAAAAUUAGUAAUUUAUGAAUCAGUGUUAAACGACAGAAUUAAGUUGAGGUAUUAUUAAGGAUAUAAACUGCUAAUCAUGGCUUAGCAUAGCUGACAUAGUUGGGAUCCUGCUGUCUAUCCCUUUAGACAGUUUUUACUGUUAAAUGAUCUGUUAUUAAGGGAUUCAUCAUUUAUUCAAUAAAACUAUGGAAUAUACCCAUUGGAACAACCACAAACCCCAAAUAUAUGCUUUAAAACAAAGAAAACAAGUAAAUUCCCACAUUUACAAAUCUACAAAAUAUAGAUUUGGCAUUUCCUCUACAUAAAACGAUGAUUAACUUUCUGUCUGCUUUCUAACUGAUUAUUCAGCUGACUGUUCUCUUAUCGGACAGAACACAACAUGCAGUGUUUGGAUUUCCUUAUCCCACUUGUUUUUAUAUAAAUCUUGGCACUGACAGUGUGUUGAAUAAGCUGUAGCCGAAGCUCAUUGUUUUAUAUUUUUUAUAUUUUCGUCCAACUGCAACACCACAACUACCCCACCGUCUCAGAAGAAUAUGAAUGUUUGCUGUAUGUGUGUUCGUCAGAUUGUGUAUUUUGGGGCAAACUGGGGCCUUUGAAUCCCUGUAAUGAUUCAACUGUGUCUCCUGUAGAAAAAAAAAAAAACAAUGUAUAUUAUCUCAAAGCUUUUGAUUUUCUUUUUCUUUUAUGUAAACAUGUGUAAAGCUUUCUACAGAGAAUAUAAAUAUAUAUAUAUUUGUGUAUAAAAUUAUAUUUUGGAAUAUAUUUACCAAGAGAAAUUUAUUGUCCUGUACGUGUGUGUAAGUACUGUGAUUGUGGAUGUGCUCAUGUUUAUGGGAGGAUUUAUUUAGAAUAUUCAUAAAAGCCACACGCCAUGCUUUAUGACACUUUCAUUAAAAAUAAAUAUUAGUAUUUAUUAUACAAAAUGACAACAAAAAGUCUAAUUUACCUGAAAUAAUGUUAAAAAUACAUCGUUUAAUUUCUUUUAAAGCGUCUCUAUCUUUUUUUUUUGCAACAAAUUAACGUCUCCUAAUGAGUUAUUAUUUAAUAUUAUACAGCAUAUACAUGCUUGGUAAAACAGAGUAUCUGUACAUGGAUUACAACUCAUGAUGUGUCCGUCAUAUUAUAUUUUGUCAUCUAAUAUUUGGGUAGAAUUUGGAUUUCCUCAUUCAGUUAUUAUUGAAGAGGGUGCAGAGGGAUCACUGUUUUGUAGAAAUAAUCUGUUUACUGCAAUACUUUCAUAUGAAGUAAAAAGAAAACAGAUGUUAUACAUCCCUUCAGCAUUACUAUAUCUUCAAUGCAAAUUCAGAUAAUUGAAAAUUAGCUGUAGCUUUGAAUAUUUAACAAUAUAAUUUUAACAAUAAAUUAUUGUUGGAGUCGUCCUCAGUAGGUCUGCAGUCGACCAAAGAAAAUCUCCCUAAAAACCACACUUGCUCUUUACCUAAUCUGUAAAUGAGCUAAAUCAGCUUCAUUGCUAGCUUUGCUGAAUUCCAAAUCAACAUAAAAAACUAGUAUUGGCAGCACAAUAAAUAAUUUGAACCUGGUUAUUUAAUAUUGGAAUUAUAGUAACAGCCUUAGCAGACCAGUGUGUACCUGCCCAGAUUCAUAUGAUUUCUGAAAACAGAAUUAUAUCAACCAGUGAUCCCAGCAUAACGACUAUCGGGACAUAAAAUGCACACAAGAUGACCUACAGUUUUUAGAUGGGAAGUCAGACCUAGCAGUGUCCAUUAGGUUGGCAGGGUUCCGAAUCGUUAAAAAAUAGGCUUGCUCACAGGAGAAUGUUCCUGUCACCACCAAAAAUAAUGGAUUAAUCCAGGAAGGGUGUUUUUCUAAUUAUUUUAGUGACAUUGUUGUUGACUGUCGACCAAUGAGAAUUCGGAUGAGAGCAUAUUGAUCGACCAAUCUGACUAGAGACUGCAGUCCUACAGUGUCACACAAUAAAACCCAGAUCUGUUGCUUGUUUUGGUUCAAUGACAUGCAUCCUCCUAAAAUAAUGAAAAAUAUUGAAUCAGCCCUGGUAGUGCUUAAAACCAAAUUUUGGAACCAGAAAUUGGACUAUAUAAUAAGUUUGUAUAUUUAAGUGCAUUGGAGAAAAUCCAUCUAUUUUGAUUAUUCUGGAAACUCGACAGUUUUCAGUAAAACUUGAGAACUUAAAUUUUAUUGAGUUGAAUUAGAACCACUCGCAUUCGGCGCAACAUUCAGAACUUGUUUAUUUUAUCAGGCUUCGUGCCAGAUGGUUGUCCGCUGCCGCCAGCUGAAAAGUUUUUUUUGUUAAAGCUAAGUUACGCAGUAGACCAGCAUGCACAGCGGCAUUAUUGUAAACAGCAAUAUCUCACUGUACAGUACACUGAAGGUCUCUUGUGAAAGAUCCCUGUGUUGCAGAGUGGAAAUGCAGCAUAACCUAUAAUCAGUGGUCAUAGUGGGAUUAAGGCUUUCUGACAUUCCUGUACUUUUGAGGUUUCUCUUAUCAACUGUGGCAAAUCCAUCUCCCACAUGUAAUUACCUCUCAUGCCGUUAUGUCAUGCUGUUAAGUGGCUGAGCCUCCAGUUAUGUUCUGGAUCUAAUCUUCUCAUUUGAGAUAAUUUGGGGAUUUUCUUUCACUCAAACUAACAAUUCAACACAAUUCAUGAGAGUCUCUGUUCAAAUAUCAACAUUCCUCUCUGCCUUUUGCCCCAGGGCAUGCUGGGAAAGGCUCCGCCACUUACAACCCCCUCAUGAAUAGAUACAGAUAAUCUUAGGGACAUGAAAUGAUGAUGCUGUGUCACAGAAAAAAAUAUAUUUAGAUAAUGAUUGUAUUUUUUAACCCUUUGACUACCUCAUGUUUGCUAUGAAUGUGUUAUUUGUGUGUAUGUGAGUGUUUUCUGUGUUAUAGAUUAUACUGCAGUUUUAUCAUUUAGGGGCCCCGUUGUGUUUUGCAAGUUAAACUUUUACUUUUUUCAGUCUUCAAGCAAACAAUGAAGAGUCCAAGCUUCCCCGUGAUGCCUUUUUUGGGCACUGUAAAUGUGUAAAGCUUCAGUUGGGUGUUAUUGUUUCCUUUGGUUUUUUGAACUUUUAUACGCUGUAAAUACGCAUGACAUUUGUAUACCCAUUAUGACCAAUAAAUUUUCAUAAUAAUUCACAA